Messenger RNA from Dichomitus squalens LYAD-421 SS1, 582 nucleotides. RefSeq lists its product as uncharacterized. The transcript is spliced from 7 exons. Bases 1 to 582 code for a protein of 193 amino acids. The record is from RefSeq and is a predicted model, not a curated record. Lineage: Eukaryota; Fungi; Basidiomycota; Agaricomycetes; Polyporales; Polyporaceae.
AUGUCAAUCCCCGAUGCUGCUGGUAUCAUCGCAAUUAGAGAUGCUGGGUACACAGCCACUCUCAUGACGGCGGGUGUGGGAGCUUGGGUCGGCUACGACUACCUCCUUACCGUCGGACGCGAGUCACGCUUGUUCUGGAGGCGUAAAGUGAACGCGGCCUCGAUACUAUUCUAUACAAACCGCUACCUCGCACUGUUCUACUACGUCGCUCUUGCCUACUACCGAAUCAUAUCAUUUCCGUUCCCAUACGAUGUCGACAUAGGAAUCAGGUAUAUGGAGUACCUCCCAUGGGCAGUCUUCUCUGCUUUGCGCGUGUACGCCCUGAGUCACAAGAAUUGGGCUCUGAGCGUGUUCACUUUCUUUUGCUCCGUUAUCGCCCUUCCUCUGAACUAUUAUGCGACAACGCCCUCUUUCCUCAGCCUCAUUGUUGUCAUCCGCGGAGGCCAGAUCAUUGCUGACGCAAUCGUCAUCGGAGUCACAUGGAAGGCGACGUACCAAGCUCGUAGCGAGCGGUCCAUGUCCUAUUUGAUGACAGUCAUGUUCAAGAAUGGCAAGUGCACCGUCCGUCUGGCACGGCUCUAG